Messenger RNA from Suillus plorans, 1287 nucleotides. RefSeq names its product RNA pol II accessory factor, Cdc73 family-domain-containing protein. The record is from RefSeq and is a predicted model, not a curated record. Gene Ontology annotation, biological process: transcription elongation by RNA polymerase II; positive regulation of transcription elongation by RNA polymerase II. NCBI's taxonomy places the organism in Eukaryota, Fungi, Basidiomycota, Agaricomycetes, Boletales, Suillaceae. The transcript has 7 exons. Gene Ontology annotation, cellular component: Cdc73/Paf1 complex. Gene Ontology annotation, molecular function: RNA polymerase II complex binding. Bases 1 to 1287 code for a protein of 428 amino acids.
AUGAGCUCAACGAUGGACUCAGACCCGCUAUUGGCUCUACGUCAUGCGAUCAAAACCAAAUCUCCAAUAACGUAUGUCGCAAAUUCUGAGCCUACAACUUCCCUUCUUGCUGCAUCCCACAUCGUUCUGUCUCCGACUCUUUCGCUUCCAAAAUCAACUCCAACACGCUAUUCGAAACCUGGAACCUCUGCAUCUUCGCCGUCGGAUUUCUUCACCCUUGAAGCCGUAUAUUUAGCAUGGCUCCUCCGUGAUGCGCCUGUUGCAGAAUACAUGAAACAGGCUCGGGACAACGGUCUUGCAGUGGGAUUCGUGAGCGUUACGGAGAGGAAAAGCAUUGUCGAAUGGCUGGAAGGCAAGGUAAAUGACUUGAAACGAAUAGUGUCACUUGCAGCAGAGUCAACAACACCUCCAGGCACACCUACCCACCCCGGCGCAGCCACAAUGCCCCUAAUUACUCCGAAGCGCACAGCGCAUACUGCAGAUACCACCACUCCCUCAAAGCGACGUUACGUUGCUGAUCAACAAGAUGUUGAAGUUGUAAAACGGAUCAAGCAGAACGAGGUUGAGCUGCGCGACAGGAAUACUGUACUCCGAGGAAUAAAACCAAAUAACUUCUCUGCCUUACGAGCUACAUACUCUGAAAGAUUGAAGAAGCUUAAGGAGACAAAACCUGGGGCUGGCCCAGUUCCUGCCCCAACUGCUGGUCUUCCCAUGCAGUCCCGCAAAGCUAAAAAUUUGUACCCUAUCAUCAUGAUUUCCUCUUCUCCGACUGCUCUUAUAACUAUGCAUAAUGUCAAGCGUUUCCUUCAAGAAUCACUAUUUGAGUCUUCCACGGCCGCGCGUGAACGUGCCGCAGCUGCAGGCAAUUCCCGUGCUGAGGAUGUCAUUCAUAUUGACAGGCGGCGUGUACCGCCUUCUUCAUCCUCACAACCUACGUCUACGUCUCGCGGGGACAUUCAACGGUACUUUGUUGUUGAUAGCACUGACGCUUUGCAGAAAUUUGGUGCGGAUGCAUGGGAACGUGUUGUCUGCGUGAUGACCACCGGCCAAGCAUGGCAAUUCCGUCCGUACCGGUGGAGUGAACCCCGAGCUCUGUUCCAUCACGUGAAAGGCGUAUAUGUUUCAUGGGCAAAUGACCCGCCCAACACAAAGAUUAAAGACUGGAAUGUCACGGAACUGAAGAUCGAUCCACACAGACGACACAUUGACAAGUCUGUUGUGGCGCAUUUUUGGCAGCUCAUCGAUGACUGGACAAUCACCAACAAGCCAUGGUUGAUCAAGUCAUGA